GGGAGAAGAAACACGAGACACUAAAUAGUAUUAUUUAUUCAUAAACUGGUAUCAGUAACUAUGUAAACGAAAGAGUGCCCAAGAAAGAGUACUCAUGAUAACACCACACCAAAUGGGUCCAUCAUUCCACCCCUUUCUUAAUUACAUCAAAAUAAAAAACAUCUCUUAUAUUUUUGUCUGGCUCAUUCUCAGCUUUUAAUCUCAUAUCACACUCACUCUGUCUAGCUCUAGCAAAUAAAACCCAUUGCUCCUCUUCCAAAACAACCUCAUCCAUCUCCUUCCACCUCUAAAAAUCUGCAGCAUGGCCUUGUUUGCUUUUGCAGCAGUGCUUCUUUUGGCCUUCACCAGCUCUUCAAGUGCCACUUGGUGCGUUUGCAAGGAGGGAAGUGAUACCAUACUGCAGAAAACCUUAGACUAUGCGUGUGGAGCUGGGGCUGAUUGUAACCCUUUGCACCAAAAUGGCCCUUGUUUUCAACCAAACACUGUUAGAGCUCACUGUAACUAUGCAGUUAACAGCUAUUUCCAAAGGAAGGGUCAAGCUCAAGGUUCUUGUGACUUUGCAGGAACUGCCACUGUUACUGCAUCAGAUCCCAGCAGUGCAGGAUGUUCCUACCCUGCUAGCUCCAGCAGUGCAGGCACAGGAACAAGCAGCGGGACAAGCACACCUUCGUCUCCGUACAGUUCAACAGGAGGAGUGGUGGGAGAUGACAGUGAUGGUGGCCUUAUGAACACUGCUUUCUUCAUUUCCUUCUUUUCAGGCUUCAUGGUCAUUCUGUUUUGGUGCUGCUGAAAACUGUCUUCUUCUCUGUGCAUGACUCUCACCAUGUUAUUAUCAGGGACAAAUAUCUGAUGCUGUAUUUUACUGUGCAUAAAUCACUCUGUGUGCAUUUCUUCUCUUCUUCUA
Messenger RNA from Vigna angularis (adzuki bean), 904 nucleotides. Its product is annotated as PLASMODESMATA CALLOSE-BINDING PROTEIN 3. NCBI's taxonomy places the organism in Eukaryota, Viridiplantae, Streptophyta, Magnoliopsida, Fabales, Fabaceae. The record is from RefSeq and is a predicted model, not a curated record. The transcript has 4 exons. The coding region runs from base 302 to 790 and encodes 162 amino acids.